UUCUAUUAGGGGAGGUAUCGAGACUUCCAACUUCACCAGAAAACAAAAAUAAUAAAUAAAAACAAAUACCUAAAAUUUAUAAACAAUUAAAUAUUUACUCUAAAAUAGUCAUAAAAAUAUGCCAUCUACAUUGUGAUACAAAGUUUGUUAAUUUAAUGAUUCGUUUUCAUUGAUUUUGUUUAAUUUUCUCGUGAGAUUGUGAAGUUGAAAAAUCCUUACUAGAGCGACGAUGUCUUUCAAUUACUCAAAUAACAUGGGUCGUAAUCCAAUGCACAAUAUGAUGCCUUUAAUGAAUAACCUCGCAAACAGUGCCGGCGGUAACAAUAUUAUCUCACAAAUAGCUGCAGUAAUGUCUGCAGCAGCAACUGCGAAUAACCUUCCAUCAAACAUGGGACCACAACAGACUGCUACGCCCAUUACAUCGGCUAAUACCGCUACAGCUCCACCAGUCAGCGCAUUGGGUGCACGAAUCGCACCACCUCCGCCCACAUUCAAUGACUCCCCUUUAGAAUUUAAACGCCUCAAUGCCAAUACAAGCAGAGGCAAUAUAACUGGCGUAAAUCCAUCAAAGCCAACUUUUCCUUUUCAAUCACGCGAAACAAUCAGCAGUCAAUCUAAGAACAAUCAACAAAUGGGAGCGGGUCCAAUGGAUUUAGAAAACGAGAAUGAGAAUAGCACAUCAAAUUUUUCUGACCUUCGACGAUUUUUGAGUGGUGGUCCAUUGAGUCGAGACACCCAAAAGCAAUCAAAUUCAGAUCAAACGCAAACAGCUGUCACCACUGCCACUGGUGGUGGUGGUGCUGCUACAGUGGGUGACAAUUCAGCACAAAUGUUUCUCAAUAGUAUGCUGCAGCAGGGCUUCAUGAUGAUGCAACCAACAAUGAUGAUGGACCCAAAUAUGGCAUUGCAAAUGCAACAAUAUCCCAUGAUACCCGACAUUAGCAAUCCACCUGAUCCCGCUUCUACCAACCAGAUGAGUGCAAUAGUUCCAGCAAGUGGUGGACAGGUUAAGGAAAUUAUCCAUUGCAAGUCUUGUACCCUUUUCCCUCCAAAUCCAACCGCACCAGCCCCGACAAUCAGGGAUCGACCACCGGGUUGUCGAACCGUAUUUGUCGGAGGUCUACCCGAAACCAUAACCGAACCAAUAAUUCGAGAAAUAUUCGAAAGCUGUGGCGAAAUAACCACCCUUCGAUUGUCCAAAAAGAACUUUUGCCAUAUCCGUUUUGUUUACGAAGCAUCCGUUGAUUCGGCCAUCUACCUAUCUGGCUACCGAAUUCGCAUCCUUAACAAUGAGCCAACCAAUUGUGGACGUUUGCACGUCGACUUCGCUCAAGCCAGAGACGAUCAAUACGAAUGGGAGUGCAGACAACGCCAAUUCCAACGGGAGCAACGACAUAGAGAACGCAUGGAACGAGAUAGACUUCGUUCGGUGUCGCCUCCUCCUGUCGUCCAUUACACCGAGCAUGAAGCGAGCACUCUAUCAGACAAACUAAAGAACGAUGAGACUUUCAUGAAAGCUGUUCAAACGCUUAUUGUCUGGUUGGAACGUGGUGAUUGCUCGAAAAAGAAUGCCAAUGUUUUCUAUUCAAUGAUACAAAGUACGAAUGCACACGUACGUCGAUUAAAUACUGAUAAAACGCAGUAUGAGGAAGAUCUCCGCAUAGCUAGGGAGCAAUACCGAAAGCAAAUGCUUGGUAUGACACAGCAAUUCACUCAGAUUGAAAAAGUGUUCAGUGCAGCUAGUCACAAGAAGGUUUGGGACCAUUUCACCAAGGCCCAAAGAAAAAACAUCGACCAAUGGAAGAAACUAUCAAUGGAAAUGCGUUCAGUGCAGAUCGAAGACGACGAAAUGGAAAUGUCUGACGAAGAUCGAGAUUUUCGAAGCUCUAGUAGUAAGCGAUGUCGCUUUGAUAAUGACAAUUUGAAGGAAGAAAACGACAGCCUACGAUGUCAGCUGGAAGCGUUGAAAAACGAAAUGACCCUCGUUAAGUCAGAUAUCAAAUCAGAUACUGAUUUUCGUGAUAAGCAAAUCAAAGUUCUUCAAGAAACAAUUCGAAAUAUGCAAACGCAGUUGCUUGAAAACAAGUCGCGGGAAAGAAAAGAUGCCACCAAAAUCGAUGAUCUCGAGCAAAAGCUCAAAGAAGCCAAUGUUAAGCAACUUUUGUUGAAAACAAAAAUUGUUGAAGUAAGUGCCAGGCAAAGUAAUCAUUCUUCAAAGAGUUCAGAAUGUGAUGAAGUGAUUGAGAAAUCAUCACCCAUAAUUAUAAAAGACGAUAUUAUUGAACUUGAAGAAGACGACCACGAUGAAAAGAUCAAGAAAGACUUGGAUGAUGUCAUCGAAAUUAAAGUCAAUUGUGGCCAAGAAAAACCAAAGGAUGAAAAAUCUAUCGAGAUAAAAUCUGAAGAAAUUGAUCAAGAUGAAGCCCGGAUCAUAAGUUUGGUUUCCACAUUUCUUGUUGUUCAUCCGAUGGGCGCCACAUCUCAUAACAUCUGUUCCUAUCUACAAAAUAUAACUAAAAAUUCAUGUGUACAAUCAGAACGACUUAACGAAACACUGCAAAAAUAUUCAAACCUGUUUAGAAAUCACACAAACGACACUGACGUGGAACCUAAGUGGAGCUUUUGUGGAUUUAUUGUGCCAGAGAAUGAAAUAAAGAACUAAAAUGUUACCAAAGACAGCAGAAAGAUAUUCGGCUGGCCUGCAAUAUUUUCCUCCAAAACCAAAUCUAAUCUAGGCCAGUUUUAGAGGUGGCAAAAGAAAAACCAUGAGAUUUUAUGAAUAAGACUUACAAUUAUUUAAACUUAAAACCCGAAAAAAAGUAACAAAACAAAUCAAACAAACUUUACGAAUUAACAUGAGAUAAAUUGAAAAUCCUUCCUUCCUCUAUUUAAUUUUAAGAAACAAAUGAAAAACAUAUUAUACAAAAUUUAUUAACUUGUUACUUCUCAAAAAAAAAGAAAAAAACAAAAACAUAUUUAAUUUUAUUUAUGAGAAAACAAAUGGCAAACAAAAAUAUUUAUUAAAUUCACAAUCUAAUAGACUUUAUUUAAAUAUUAUCGAUAUAAAAAAAGAACACAAAUUUAACAAUGACAAGAAACAUGAUGAUUAACAAUGUGUAGGGAAUUUCAAGUAGAAUUAUAGAUUUUAAUGAGACAAAAUAUUAAAUAAGUAUUUUGAAAAAUCCCA
Molecule: messenger RNA, 3187 nt
Organism: Eupeodes corollae
Lineage: Eukaryota; Metazoa; Arthropoda; Insecta; Diptera; Syrphidae
Product: ecto-NOX disulfide-thiol exchanger 2
Exons: 6
Coding region: 230-2662 (810 amino acids)
Biological process (GO): ultradian rhythm
Cellular component (GO): plasma membrane; external side of plasma membrane
Molecular function (GO): protein-disulfide reductase activity; RNA binding
Source: RefSeq, a predicted model, not a curated record